Messenger RNA from Alternaria ventricosa, 339 nucleotides. RefSeq lists its product as uncharacterized. The record is from RefSeq and is a predicted model, not a curated record. The transcript is spliced from 2 exons. NCBI's taxonomy places the organism in Eukaryota, Fungi, Ascomycota, Dothideomycetes, Pleosporales, Pleosporaceae. Bases 1 to 339 code for a protein of 112 amino acids.
AUGUUCGCCAAAAUCGCACUCGCCCUUUUCGCUCUUAGCAGCACUGCUCUGGCCUACUCCGACAACUGCGACGGUUCCAGCCGCUCCCCCAACCUAAGCGAAUGCUACGUCGGAAUCGCCAGAAUCGACGUGAACGCCUACUACAACGACCAGCAGGAGUUCUCGCAGGGCAGCUGCUUCAUCAAGUAUGCGACCAACGGCUCUGGUCAGCAAGCAGUGCGGGGUCAGGUUAUCAAGGAAAAGGCCGAGUAUAUCUUGGCUCACUGUGGAAAAUCUCAUGGUAGCUAUGGGACUGGUAACUGUGAUAAGUGCCACGUCACUGUCAACUACCGUAGCUAG